This is a messenger RNA of Portunus trituberculatus (swimming crab), 4316 nucleotides long. RefSeq names its product RNA-binding protein Musashi homolog Rbp6-like (gene Rbp6). Bases 126 to 1478 code for a protein of 450 amino acids. The transcript has 16 exons. Gene Ontology annotation, molecular function: RNA binding. The record is from RefSeq and is a predicted model, not a curated record. Gene Ontology annotation, cellular component: cytoplasm. NCBI's taxonomy places the organism in Eukaryota, Metazoa, Arthropoda, Malacostraca, Decapoda, Portunidae.
UUUGGUCCUCGCUGGCUGGUAGUACGGUAUUGUGUGUGUUCGCGUAGAGAAGUACUGCUCCUCUCUUAGUUAGUUUUAACUUAGUGGCGUAGUUAUAACGUAGCUAAACCCACAACUUGUCAAGUAUGAUCAUGGAUGCAACGGCUGCCGUGGAGAACCCAGCAGGGUCUCCCAGUGAGGUGCCCAAUGAUCCCGGCAAAAUGUUCAUCGGUGGUUUAAGCUGGCAAACUACUGCAGAGGGACUCCGUGAAUAUUUUAGCAAGUUUGGUGACAUUAAUGAAGUGAUGGUGAUGAAAGAUCCAACAACGCGCCGUUCAAGAGGGUUUGGCUUCGUAACGUUCAGUGAUCCGUCGAGCGUGGACAAGGUGCUCACGCUGGCCGCUCACGAACUGGAUGGCAAGAAGAUUGAUCCCAAAGUAGCAUUUCCUCGACGUGCUCAUCCUAAGAUGGUCACCCGCACCAAGAAAAUAUUCGUGGGCGGCCUCUCGGCGCCCACCACACUCGAGGAUGUCAAGAAUUACUUCGAGCAGUUUGGAAGGAUAGAGGAUGCCAUGCUGAUGUUUGACAAGCAGACAAACAGACACAGAGGUUUCGGCUUCGUCACUUUCGAGAGCGAGGAUGUAGUGGACAAAGUUUGCGAAAUCCACUUCCACGAGAUUAACAACAAGAUGGUGGAGUGCAAGAAGGCCCAGCCCAAGGAGGUGAUGCUGCCGACCAGCGUGGGGCGCGGCCGGGCCGGCGGGCGCGGCGGCUACGAUCUUGUUUGGUCGCUGGGAGCUCUCCCCGACGGUAUCCAGGCAGCUUACGCCGCCUAUGCUGGGCGCGGCUACGCCAGUUACCCGAGUUUUGGGUUCCCGUACCCUACAGGUUUCCCCGCCGGGUGUGGGUACUUCCCCUCAGCCACGGGCGCCUCAAUCACGGGCGUGUCCCCUCAGACGCCCACGCCCGCUGACGGAUUCAAGGCUGCUGCUUACUAUGACUCCGGUGCUGUCGCCACGCCCACACUCACCCCCACCGCCCCCAUCACGCCCACAUUGACGGGCGAAGUGACAGAGGAUAUGUUGCCUUACCACCUCCAGGCUGAGCGACUCGCGGCAGGCACCUACUACGACUCUGGCACACUCACUGGCACUGUCACCAUGAGCGGCGCGGGCCCCGAUCAAAGAGGCCAGCAGCCCAUUCAGGUGACCGCCGCAGCACCGCACUCCAGAGCUGACCACAUCAACUCCUCCCCAAUGCUCAGGACUACAGUUAUGAACAGCUUUCCCCAAGGGUACGGCCCACCUACAUCCCCAGCCACAGCCACCAGCAGGGGAUUUGGGCACACCGGCUCCCCAGGCCCAAUGGAUGUGUUCUCGGCGGCACCCGGAGACACUGCUGUGGGUUACGUGCAGGCAGCCUCCCCACAGCCCUCCUCCUUCCCUGUCACUGUUAACCGGGGCCCCCUCAUAGCAGCUUACGCUAAUGGAUACCAUUGAGGAACCUGCCAUUGUAUGGUACGCGUUGAAUUGUAGGCAACUUUAGACGGUGGAAGCAGGUGUUGGGUGCCUCCUCCUCCCCCCCCACACCUUGCCGUGGGGGGGGCGUCUUCAAAGUGAGCGCCGCCGUACGGAUUUCCACAGCAACCCGUUAACCACCACCACCACCACCAUAACCACCACUAUAACCACCACCACCACUACUACUACUACUACUACUACUACUACUACUACUAUUACUACUACUACUACUACUACUACUACUACUACUGUUGUUGUCGUUAUUACUUCAGCCGUUGUUACUACAAGGCUGUCUUUUUUUUUUUUUUUUUUUUUCCUCCUUUUUCUGUUUUAUUUCCCAGCGUUUGUUUUGUUUGUCCUUCAUUUUCUCCCCGCUGUGUUUCUGUCUCCGCAUCCUUCCAGUUUUGAACAUUUCACUUUUUGGUUUGUUUUUAUUUCUUCUCUUCGUGUUUAUCGUUCUUCUAUUUCUUCUUCUCCUCUUGUUCCUCCUCCACCCCUCCUCCUUCACCUCCACCUCCUCCUCCUCCUCCUCCUCCAUCUCCUCCUCCAGCUCACAACUCACUCACCACCACUCUCCACCACCACCACCACGGAGCGUCCCCAGCCAGGAGGGGGCGCCGCUCCCGGCCCCUCCCCACACUCUGAGAGGCGCGUCAUCUUUGAGCCAAGCACUUUCUGGAUGCGGUUGGGGGGGCCCACCUUUCUGCCCCCCUCGCCCCGCCGCCCCGCCCCGCUCUCCGCAGCGGGGCGCCACGUGCUGUUUGUUCCGAGGGCUCCGACCUGAGAGAGAGAGAGAGAGAGAGAGAGAGAGAGAGAGAGAGAGAGAGAGAGCAAACUCUUCACUCCUCACUCCUGCUCUUGUUGUUUGCAUGUGAGAAAUAAGGAAAAUAAAAUAAUAAUAAUAAUAAUAUUAAUAAUAAUAAUAAUAAUAUUAAUGAUAAUAUUAAUAAUAAUAAUAACAAUAACACUUAAACGGGAAACUUUUAAAAGCGUAAAAAAAGUGAUUUGGAGUUGGUAUUUAUAAAUAUAUAAAUAUAUAUAUAUGACUAUACAUAUAAAUAUAAAUAAGAGUAUACUUGUAGUGAACUGUGGGUAGCAUUUUGUGUAUAUACAGUACAUGUAGCGGUGGUUCUCGAGAGAGGAGGGAACCACGACCGGGUUGGUUCGGUUCUGAUCCACGAUACAGUUCAAAAUAACCGAUCUCGCCACAACUAGGUAGAUGACGUAAACAAAAACACACACAUAAAAAAAUACAGAUAAAAAAGUCUUAUUCAUGUUCACACCUCGAUAGACUCAUUAUUAGACCACAAAUUUUAAAUAAAAAAAACUUGUACAGGGUAAAGAAUGAUGUUUGUUUUGAUGCGUUUUUUUCGUUUGUCUUUUAUUUAGCGUUUGUGUUUUGUUGAUUUUAUGGAGAUGCGUUUUUGAGGCAAUUUUCUGGUGUGAGAGGAAGAGAAUGUGUUCCUCACCAUUUCCUGUGUUCGUUUUGCUUGUUUUGAUCGUGUGUGUGGAGGUGAAGUCAGGUCAGGUCGAUGAGGGCACGGAGGAUGACCUGCUGACCCGUAGCUAGCCAUCCCAGGUCACGUGACACUCGGGUUGGGUCAAAUCAGGUCAUCUCUGUGGACUCAACGACCUCGCUUAUCAGUGUUGCUUUCUGACUUGUUUGAAACACGAAUGAAACGAGAAAAUGACAAACUUAUUCAUUUUUUUUCAAGAUUUGUUGGUAAAUUUGUGAGAAAGAAGGAGUUUGGUAGUCGUAAUUAUUAUUUUUUUUAUUACAUUGCAAGUUGUGAUGAUUAAUUAACCUGCUUCAUCAUUGUACAAUAUUGAGUUUUUUUUUUUUUUUUCUAUAAUGUUUCGUCAGUGACUGGAAUUUUUUUUUUUUUUUUUUUUUUCCAAGCGAUGAAGUUGUUGGAAUGAUUUGCACGAUUUCUUUUCUGAGGCGCAAGAAAAGAGUGUGAAAAAAAAAAUGGUUUACAUGUAAUUAGUGUUGUUGUUGUUGGUUUGUUUGACACACCUGGCGAAACACACCUGCCUGGAAGAGGGUGACGCGGAUAGUGAUAAUGAUGAUGAUGAUGAUAAUGAUGAUGGCAGCGCAACGGUCAGGAAAAAGCAAAGAAAGAAAAAAAACAGAACAAGGGACAAGAGAAACAAAGAAAAUAAGAAAAAGUCAAGAAAUUAGACAAGCUUUCUUUUUCUUCCUCUUUUACUCGUUUGUUUGUUAAUGGAUGGAUUGUGUUGUGUGCUACCUCUGCAACCCGUUUUCUGUGAAGUGGAGAACGUUUUCUAGUUGAGAACACCUGAGAAAUGGUCACUGGAUCACCUGGUACCCCUGACCGUGAGAGUGUGAGUGAGAGUGAGAGUGAGAGUGAGAGAGAGAGAGAUAGCAGGUCGGGUGUCGGUAACUGGUAACUGGUAACACAGGCAAGAGGCGACACACACAGGGCAACAGGGUGCAAGGGGUCACUGCAGUAUUGUGUUUGUUGUGUGUUGUUCAGGUUUUCCUUCUCUCUUCCUCCUGCGUUCCUUUGGCUGUCGUCAGUUUGUUGGUGUUCGUCUGUAUUGCUCCUGUUUCCUUUUGAUUUGGGUUAAUUCGAGCCGCCCAAAGUAUGUCUUAAGGUGAGAGAAUAGUUUGUCUUUCAAUGUAGAAGAAAAUAAAAAACCUAAUAGUUGGAUCAGUACAGCUAGUAAAUAGAGUAAUAAUAAUAAUAAUAUUAAUAAUAUUAAUAAUAAUAAUAAUAAUCCAUCUUCUGUUGUAAACUUAAUAGUAAUCCGAACGUUUAUCAUUUGCUAUGAGUGAAUAAAUAAAUAUAUAUA